Athalia rosae (coleseed sawfly) is the source of this 2909-nucleotide messenger RNA. Its product is annotated as dentin sialophosphoprotein-like. The record is from RefSeq and is a predicted model, not a curated record. NCBI's taxonomy places the organism in Eukaryota, Metazoa, Arthropoda, Insecta, Hymenoptera, Athaliidae. The transcript has 11 exons. The coding region runs from base 742 to 2547 and encodes 601 amino acids.
CAUCAUAUCAACCGGCUCCCCCACAUGCGAGCUAUCUGAAUCACUUCGUAAUUCCUCGCGGAAAUUUGAAUGAUGCGCAUCUACGUGGACGUUAACUUCUGAAAACGGCUCAAGAUUGGAAAGACAGACUGGAAAAGAGUUGUAUUAUUGAAGCAUCUGACACUGUCAUCAGGUCUUAUCCGCAUGUUUCUUUGGGGAAAUUAUCGAAAAAUUACUAAUUAAUUAACAAGGAUAAAUUGAUAACAAGCCGCAUCAAUAGCUUUGUAAUAAUUAUAACAUGUAUCAUGUAUCAUGAUUCUGUAUUCCAUUAUUCAAUUAACAUUCUUAACAAGGGUUUUACCUAUAUUUAUAUCGUUCUUGAACGAAUACAAAAACCCGAACAGUUACUCGUUGUGAGCGCUGGCGCAGCGGCGCCAUUUGCUCGUCGAACUUCGAAUAGUCUACUUCGUUUCCACGCGACUCGCACUCGCUGCUAAAACUAUACAUUGUAAUACCAGAUUCUAAGCUACUGAUAAUCAGCAGCGCAAUUAUUUGAAAAAUCCUACUCCAUCCCGAUGUGUACCUAUAACGGUUUUAUUGCUACAUCGUUCUAUAACGUAUUAUACGACGAAUAAAUACAUUCUUGAGCUAGCCCGCCACCUGUCUUCCAUGGACGGGAUGCGAUCUAAUGUUUUGACAGUUCUCGAAGUCUGACGUUUAUACGAAUUUCAUGGCGGGAAAGUGAUCGAUGACCGGCAGGCUAUGUUUAUAUUUACAUAUUUGACGAUAUUUGUCAGUUUGUAUUGCAAUCAAGCUCCCGCAGUGCAAACUGCAGACAUAGCUGGUGCGGGUGAUGCUGGGUGGGGUUUGUUUUUAUCAGUUUCACAAGGAAACGGUCAAUUUCCCAGUUAUGACAUUGGGCAUUGGACAAGGCAGCUGCAUCUUCAACAGUGUGCGUUUGUCGAAAUUGGCGAAGAAUUUUGUGCCUUAUUCGUUGAACUUCGAAGCUUUCCGAGUACCAAAAGUAUCGCUGAUAGCUCUGGUGCCAGUGAGUUCUUCCUUGGCUUAUGUAAAUGUGCUACCGUUCGAUCUUGGAUUUUAUGUUCGGAUCAACUGAUGCUACUCAGAAAGUCGGACUGUGUCUUUACCGAAGCUGUGCCAACCGCAAAUACUAGUGCUCGAGUUCAUAGAAGAUUGUGCGAUGUUACAUUACUUACUGAAUAUGCUGAGCCAUGCAAUUGUUCCGUGAACAUGGCAAAUCAACAACUCUAUCAAACCAAAGGAUUUCCAACUUGUUUCCGUGCACCAUUACCAGAAUCAAUCUGUUUACCUCGAGGAGUCUGUGGAAUAGGUCGGUGUUGCGUUAGAACAAUUAAGGGAAUUCAUUCCCCGCAGUGUGACCCAGAAUGUCAUGAGAGACAGCCGUUUUGCGAAGAGCUCGGACCCUGGACUUCGAUUGCUCCUGAAAUUACUUCUCUUUGGUCGCAUUGGUCCACUCCGGUUUGUCAGAUUAGUGAUGGUAGAGUUUUCUCAACAGCCACUGCGAUGUGCCAAAAUCAUAUGACGGGAGAGCCAGCGAUUGACUGCAUUGGCCCGGGAUCGUUUUGUUGCCCGACUGAUGCUGAAAGAUGCACUUGCAUAGUUACUACUGAAAAUGGGACGCUCAAAGCAACUAGGAUUAUUGAAUCUACACCUCGAAUCUCUCAUUUCAAGAGGAACUCAUCAGAAUCAAUUGAAAAUACACAUCCAAAACAUAGAGAAAAUCCUGACAAAGAACACGUAGAAGAGGGUCAUUCGUAUCCUGAGAUUAUGGAAGAAAGUAGGAAAUAUCGGACUAAUCUUGGACAUGAGGGUAUUAUAAACCCUUUGCGUCGACAAUUGAUGGCUUGGACCUAUGAUUACUUAGAAGAUUUCGAUCACUCUCGAGAUGGAGACUUAGAAUUUGCAGGAGCGAAUGGUGUGGCUGCAGAUGAUCCGACGGACGAUGACGACGAUGACGAAAAUGACGAAGAUGAAGAUGAUGAAGAGGAUGAUGCAGCGGGUGAAGAAGAGAACGUCGACAAGGAUGAUGACGGUGAAUUGGCAGAAAAUGACGAGGAGGAUCCCGAUAGCACGGAUUCCUCCGAACACGAUGAGUAUGAAUGGCGCGGUCAAAUUGGAAAUAUGAAAAUGACUGGGAUGCAAUGGACAAACGAACUGUCGGGAAGAUUUGUCAGAAAUAACCCCUCCAUGUCUGCUGGUGUUGAAAAACGAGAAAGUGAACACAAGCGCGAGGAUAAUGAAAAAAAUCGAGCCAGAGGAGAAGAAGAGCCAAAGGCAGAGGAGGAGGAGGAGGAGGAAGAAGUCGAAGAGGCAGAAUCCAGUGGUUAUACCGAUGAACCACUGGUGUAUUCUGAUUACGAUACCGAGCAGCCUGAUGCUGAAACUAAUACCGGUGAUGAAUACGACGAAGAUGUUUCAGAACGGGCAGAUUCUUCAAGCCUAACAAUAAUUGGAAAAAUAUUAAAACCGCAUCCGUUUCAUCAUUUUUCAACUUACGUUUAUUUCGCAGCACUAUACUUGAUUUGAGUUGUACGGUGCGAAAUUCUUGUAUAAUAAAUUUUCUGCUAAUUGAUCAUAGUUCUUUUCAAAUCGCGAUUGAGGGGGGCGGAUGUAGUUCCAAAGUAAACUCACGGUUUUUAACAAUUAUGCAAUAAUUCGUGGAACUAUCGGGUCCUAACUAGUCUCGACAUUGCUGAGAAGAAUUUUCGAUCAGAUGGUGAAGAAAGAUUGUCAUUUCCCUUACGUAGUGUCAAUCCAUUGCGUAGGACAAGUCACGGGAAGCAUCGCGAUCUCGCGUGCCGUUCCAGUCCCUGCGGGUCAACCACCGGAUUAUCGCGUAUACCGCAGCUGCAUGCUCGCAGAUGUAAUUAUAACGGAGCCCCCAUGCG